AUGGGCUCCAGCUCGAAGAAGAAGAAGGAGAAGCAGAAGGAUUUUCAAAAACCCAAGUACAAAGUCGGGAAAACCCAAGCCAAGGCCUCCAAUCACACCGAUACCAGCUUCAAGUCCAAGGCGAUUGUCAUGGGCCAUCAGUCAUUGUCGACAGAGGCCCCUGACGUCGACCAGCUAUUCAAGCACAACCUCUCGUUGGCCUCCUCAUCCAAGUCAGACAAGCAGCGUCGCGAGGCGCUUGCGUAUCUGACCAGUCAGCUGUCUGCCGAUGCUUGUGCGAAUCCGGUUGGAACUCGCGCGCUCCUCAUCAAGCUCCUCCCCUUGGUUUCCGAUAGCUCAACACCCGUGCGAGCUCAACUAUUGAAGCUUCUGCGCACUCUUCCCGAGGAUGAGGUGAAGCAUAGCGUUGAACACGUCAUUGUAUAUCUUCGGGCUGGGAUAACACAUCUGUCAUUGGACAUCAGCAACGACUCCCUGGGCGUCAUGGAGUGGCUGCUCGAUGUGGCCGACGACGAGCUUGUCACUUGCCCCGGCGGAUGGGUCAAGACGCUGAGCACAUUCUGCGCCACCAUGGGCUGGUCCGUGUCUUUGUCCACUGGCGGCUGGACAUCUGGCGCUCGAGCUGGGCUGAAACCUAAAGACGCUCAAAACCUGGCCCGCCAGAUCACGGCAUUAUCAAGAUUCAUCGAGGCUGGCUUCAGAGCGGGAACUACCGAGGGCAGAAAGACGUCUGAGUACUGGGAUAACCUGUACAGAUUGCCUCGAGCUGCGAAUGCCUUUGGAUACCUGAAUCUGACGGACGAGCGACGUGACGAAGAGGGAGAGAUAGGCGUCGAAAGAGCGAAGAAGGAGGGUGGCUCGGCCGGCCGGGCUGCCUCGUCACUGGAUCAAAUACUGCAACAAGGGAUGCGCGACUUUGAACCUUCGACCGCCAUGGACACCCAAGAUCUCCUCGACCUCUGGUGA
This is a messenger RNA of Hirsutella rhossiliensis, 966 nucleotides long. Its product is annotated as rix1 complex component involved in 60S ribosome maturation domain-containing protein. NCBI's taxonomy places the organism in Eukaryota, Fungi, Ascomycota, Sordariomycetes, Hypocreales, Ophiocordycipitaceae. The record is from RefSeq and is a predicted model, not a curated record. Gene Ontology annotation, cellular component: nucleus. The transcript has 4 exons. Gene Ontology annotation, biological process: rRNA processing. Bases 1 to 966 code for a protein of 321 amino acids.